AUGUUCUCCGUCUUCCGCCGCCGCGUCUCCUCCGCCCUCGCUCCCCGCAAGGUCUCAACGUACGGCCCCUCCGCCACCGCCGGCCGUGUACCCGCGGCGUCGCGCCCGGUCCACCGACAGUUCGCGACGCUGCUCACGAGCACGGGCUCGGGAAAUGCGCUCCGGGCGCGCUCGCGGGCAGUCGGGGCCCCGGGGAUGCGCCGUGUGCACGUCCGCGCGCUGAGCUACUCGUCGAUACCGCGCUUCAUGCUCCGCGCGUUCCGCGUGCCCGCCGCGACCGUGACGGUCGGUGCUGGCGGGUUCACGUACGCGAAUUACAAGUUUGAGGAGUUCAAGAAGAAAUCCAAUGAAGUUUUCUCCACGGUUCAAGACACUAUCACCGAUGCUUUCGACACCGCGUCCGGCGCGAUGAGGACAGUGUCUGACAAGCUUUCAGAAGUGAAGCUGCCGUCUCUUGAUACUCCUCAGUUCUUCAAGGACAUGUUCUCGUCCGACGGCAAGGAACACCAUGAUGGAGACUCGGAGGGGGGUAGCAAUAAGAAGCGACCGCCGAGCCAGGACGACGCGACAGCUCUAGCGGCCAUCAUGGCGGCGACCUCACUCUCGGCUUCGGAUUCCAACGCAGGCGAUUCCGGUGGAGAUUCGCAGCAGAAUGGCUUAAUGCACCUUACCCGGAAGCUCAUCGAAAUCCGGACGAUGCUCAUUAGCAUCGACCAGAGUGAUGCGCUAAAGCUACCGAGCAUCGUCGUCAUUGGGAGCCAGAGCUCAGGAAAGAGUUCUGUUCUGGAGGCAAUAGUUGGCCAUGAGUUCUUGCCCAAAGGGAACAAUAUGGUCACCCGGCGACCAAUCGAGCUCACGCUCGUGCACACUCCGGCGACGAGUGGCAAUGCACAAGAAUACGGCGAAUUCCCCGCUCUCGGUCUCGGGAAGAUUACUGACUUUUCGGUCAUUCAACGCACCCUCACCGACCUCAACCUCGCCGUCCCCGCCUCAGAAUGUGUCUCGAACGAGCCCAUCGACCUCCGCAUUUACAGCCCUAACGUCCCCGACCUCACCCUCAUCGACCUCCCCGGUUACAUCCAGAUUACCUCCAUGGACCAACCCGAAACUCUGAAGGACAAGAUUGCCGGCUUGUGCGAGAAAUACAUCCGCGAGCCUAACAUCGUUCUGGCCGUCUGCGCUGCAGAUGUCGAUCUCGCCAACUCUCCCGCUCUUCGCGCAAGCCGGAUGGUUGAUCCCCUAGGCCUCCGAACUAUAGGUGUCAUCACGAAGAUGGACCUGGUACCCGCCGAACAGGGAGCCACCAUCCUCAGUGGCAACCGGUAUCCUCUCCACCUCGGAUACAUUGGUGUCGUAUGCAAGUCCGGCAAGAGGGGCAGCAGCAAAGAUACACUGACUACAGUAGCAAGGCGCGCGGAGAACGAGUACUUUGGCAGUCACCGCGACAUUUUCGGCUCAACGUCGAAGCUCAUGGUCGGCACCGAUACCCUCCGCCGUCGGCUGAUGGAAGUCCUAGAGUCGUCCAUGGCCUCAUCGCUCCACGGGAUCACGAACGCCGUCCAGCUCGAGCUGGAGGAAGCGCAGUACCAGUUCAAAGUGCAGUACAACGACCGGCGGAUCUCGGCUGAGUCGUACGUCGCCGAAACGAUGGACCUUCUCAAGGGCCGCUUCAAGGAGUGCACCUCGCAGUUCCGCAAGCCGCAGGUGCGCGCGAAGCUCAAGGCCAUGCUCGAGGAGCGUGUCAUGGACGUCCUCGAGCAGCUCUACUGGACCGACAAACGCGCCCCCGAGCUCACCCAGCUCGGUGCGGACUCGCGUGUCACCCCAGAGACGAUCGAGCCGUACUGGCGCUACAAGCUCGACGCGGCCUCAUCGCUGCUCACCAAGUCGGGCGUCGGGCGCGACUCGACGCUGCUCGUCGCGGACGGCCUUCGCGCGUUGAUCGACUCGAUCGCGCAGGGCGAGCCGUUCACGUUCCACCCCCGGGCGGCGGAGCGACUCGUGGAGUUCUCACACGCGAUUCUCCGCGAGCGCGUGGGCGUGACGUCGGACCAGGUGGAGAACUGCAUCAAGCCGUACAAGUUCGAGAUCGAAGUCGAGCCGCGAGAGUGGGAGCAGGGCCGGGCGUCGGCGGUCACGCUGUUCGAGGGCGAGAUGCGCCAGGCAGAAGAGAAGCUGCGCGAGAUCCGGACGCGCGUCGGCGGGAGCAGGCGGUUGAACAACCUGAUGACCUACGUACGCGACGUGGAAGAGAAGGAGAAGGAGCGUAAGCGGCUGCGGCUGCAGGGCGGUGAAGAGGGCGAGGCUGUGGCUAACGACAUCCCGGACGACUACAGGUACCCCCCUGCGCAAGUUCUCGACGCCCGGCAUGCGAUGCUGUAUAACGAUCGGAUCGGGAUCCUCAAACUCCGGUUGGCUGCAUUGAAGUCGAAGAGAUGCAAAGCAGGACAGGAAAACGACGUGCUCUGCCCUGAGGCGUUCCUGAACGUCGUGGCUGACAAGCUUGCGUACACCUCGGCAAUGUUCAUCAACAUCGAGCUGCUCGACCACUUCUUCUACCAGUUCCCUCGCGAAAUCGACUCGCGACUGCUUUACGAUCUCGACCGGAAAGAGAUGGUGGAGUUUGCGCGCGAGAACCCAGUCAUAAGGCGGCACCUUGACCUUCAGGAGCGCAAGGACAAGCUGGAGGAGGUUAUGAAGCAGCUCAACAGCUUGGCUACGCUUCGGCCGGACGUGCAGCCCCAGCCCAGAAGACAACGCGGGCUGUUCGGUGGGGUCUUCUAA
This is a messenger RNA of Epithele typhae, 2784 nucleotides long. Its product is annotated as P-loop containing nucleoside triphosphate hydrolase protein. The transcript has 6 exons. The record is from RefSeq and is a predicted model, not a curated record. The coding region runs from base 1 to 2784 and encodes 927 amino acids. Lineage: Eukaryota; Fungi; Basidiomycota; Agaricomycetes; Polyporales; Epitheliaceae. Gene Ontology annotation, cellular component: membrane; microtubule; cytoplasm. Gene Ontology annotation, molecular function: microtubule binding; GTP binding; GTPase activity.